GGCAGUCUGUAGCUACAAUCCUGAAUUUACUGUUUGUAACUGUCGCUCUACUCCCCACUCCUGCAAACGCCUGCUGAAUCAUGUUGCGCGUUCUCCAAUCCAGUGGAAUCUCGCGCAGAGCUCCUGCCAUCAUCAACAACAUUGGAGCCCGUGCAUUUUCUUCCACACCCUCUAAUAACGAAGAAGUCGAGAUUUUCGUCGAUGGCAAGUCUGUAAAGGUUGAACAAGGUGCUGCCCUCAUUCAAGCCUGUGAGAAGGCCGGAGCUGAUGUAAGUUGGAAUUCACCUUUGUGAAUUUGGCGUCGUUUAAUGUAUAUCAC
Umbelopsis ramanniana AG is the source of this 319-nucleotide messenger RNA. RefSeq lists its product as uncharacterized. Bases 81 to 293 code for a protein of 70 amino acids. The transcript is spliced from 2 exons. NCBI's taxonomy places the organism in Eukaryota, Fungi, Mucoromycota, Umbelopsidomycetes, Umbelopsidales, Umbelopsidaceae. The record is from RefSeq and is a predicted model, not a curated record.